UCUCGACUGCUGAACUGUGUUAGCAACCCUAGUAGGAGAGGGUUCAGGAAACUUUACUACUUGAUGCAUGUAUUCAACGGAAACGUGGAGCUCAAAAUGGCAUACUACAACUUUAUAUUUCGUUCUAGUUCAAAGCUAUAAACCACGACCACUCUUCUAGCUGCUCUCGCCAGUCCGCAUCCACAGCCUUCCUCACCACCAACAUAUAUAUCAACCCUCUACCAACGCCGUCUCUAUGUCACAGCCCAACGACCACCACCACCAACCGGAUGAAAGGGACGAGAUUGAGACAGAAGAAUUCAAAGUUACCGCCGUGAGCCCAGCAGUUAUAGGAAGCGGCCCCGACAUCAAAUCACCACAUCCGUCGCCUACCUUUCCGCACAGAUCUGUGAUCAGGGAUAGCCCAUACAGCUUAGAGCCAGCAAACGAAGCCUCCCAAGAGGACCCCAUAAUGGAUAUACCCUUCCCACCUUCGCUACCUGCGGCUAUGGACAGGAAAUCAUUAUCACAUUCACCUUUCCACUACAACGACGAGGAGGAAUACGUCUCUGACCCCGAGCACCAAUCCGAAGAUUCAGACUGGGACCACCUCUCCGCAGCAGACACACCGCCCACCGGACUGACACAAGAUAUCUACACGCCCACGGACCGAGCAAUCGCGCAGACGCGGCGCCUAGCCAGCACAGCCGUUUCCACCGCCACCGCGGCAGCCACGCAGCUGCCCACGCUGACGCAGCCGUUCCUCGCCGCGGCGCGGAAGCUAUACACGAACCUCACCGCCUCCACAGCGCCCGUCGACCCGCGCGACCUCCGCGCCAUCCUGCCUGCUCCAUACCCAUCGCAGCGGACUAUCCGCACGCUCGAGGCCCGCGGCCUGAUACGAGCCCCGCUGUACCAUCCCGCGCUGGAGCGCAUCUUUGCAACGAUCAGCGUGGCGGCGAUGAAGUUGUAUCCACUGUGGAUGCGGCGCGACGGCGGGGGGUGGUUGUUGUAUUUUUUUGGGAGCGAGGGGGAGAGGUGGUGCGGGUGGAUCGUCGCCACGGGGAAUGGAGAGCAGUGCUGGUGUGCGGAUCGGGAGGGGUUUAGGGAGUGGGUUAAGGGGGGGUUGGGCAGGGGACGCAAGGCGCCUACUGGGAGGGGGUGGAAGGCGAAGGUGGAGGCGCUCGGAGAGGAACUGGAAGGCGUGGAUUGGGGGGAGGGAUGGGUUUGGUAGUGGGGUUGCGGAUGUAUGUGAUGUGAGGCUUGUGAUGUUGCCGCGAAGAGUACGAAUCCCACCCACUCGACCCGCAGUCCGUAAACCCCUUCGGCUGCUUUUUGGUUUUGGUUUUUUGCUCAGAUAUGGAGUCUCUGUUCUUGGUUGCAACGAUAUAGGAUUAAUAUUUUAAGGUUAUGCAUUUGGGUUUGGAUAAAACGGGAGUAGUGGGCGUUGAUGGGUGCAUGUGUGGCUGAAGAAUUUGUACGCCAUAAUGACGGUACAAUCACGAAUAGGCCCGG
This is a messenger RNA of Tricharina praecox, 1494 nucleotides long. RefSeq lists its product as uncharacterized. The record is from RefSeq and is a predicted model, not a curated record. Bases 236 to 1213 code for a protein of 325 amino acids. The transcript has a single exon. Lineage: Eukaryota; Fungi; Ascomycota; Pezizomycetes; Pezizales; Pyronemataceae.